AUGGAGAGAACUCAGAGACAACAAGGAAAACAUGAAGUGACAACAAAGAGGAAACACAAAAAGAACACUAUGAGAACACAAAGAAAACACAUGAGGAACACAAAUAGCACAGAAAAAGAAAAGAAAAAGCACAAAAAAGCUAGGGAAAGCACAAAGAACAGAGAGACAACAGAGAGAAAACGGAGAGAGAACAGAGAAAACAGAGAGAUAACGCAGAGAAAACAGAUAGAAACAGAGAGAGAACAGAGAGAGCACAGAAAGAGAACACAGAGAGAACAUAGAGAGAAUAGCGAAGAACAGAGAGAGAACACAGAAAGAACAGAGAGAAAACAGAGAGCGAACAGAGAGAACAGACAGGGUACACGGACAGAUUAUAGAAUGAAAAGCGAGAAUAAAGAGAACAGAGGAAUGGACAGUAUUCAAGAGACGUUAACUCGAAUUUACACGACUAACUGCACAGCGAUUACGUACAAAAUAAUUCCGGCGCAACUUGACUGGGUUUUCGCGACACUUGUUGGACUCGACUCGACUAAAUAA
Molecule: messenger RNA, 537 nt
Organism: Zophobas morio
Lineage: Eukaryota; Metazoa; Arthropoda; Insecta; Coleoptera; Tenebrionidae
Product: histone-lysine N-methyltransferase, H3 lysine-79 specific-like
Exons: 3
Coding region: 1-537 (178 amino acids)
Source: RefSeq, a predicted model, not a curated record